GUCAAGUAUCAGCUGACUGGUUUGUUUUGCUGUAGACUCCGCAGCAGAUAGCAAGGAAGGAGUCGAACGACAUCAAAGGAGUAAAAUAAUUUGUUAUUCUUACAAAAAAUUGGUCUUGGAUCGCCCAACAGUUUAAAUCGCCUACGGUUGAAAAUAUAUUUACCAUUCUUACAGGCAUCUUUUGCCUCAUUUAACGAAACAGUUUGACCUGCGUGAAAUAUGCCUUCAGAGAAGACAUUCAAACAAAGGAGGACAUUUGAGCAGAGAGUAGAUGAUGUACGACUGAUCCGAGAGCAGCACCCCAACAAGAUUCCGGUCAUCAUUGAGAGAUAUAAGGGAGAGAAGCAGCUGCCCAUCCUGGAUAAAACCAAGUUCCUGGUUCCUGACCAUGUCAACAUGAGCGAACUGAUCAAAAUCAUCAGGAGGCGCCUCCAGCUGAACUCCAACCAGGCCUUCUUCCUGCUGGUGAACGGCCACAGCAUGGUGUCCGUGUCGGCAGCCAUCGCUGAGGUAUACGAGCGUGAGAAGGAUGACGAUGGCUUCCUCUACAUGGUGUACGCCUCGCAGGAGACCUUCGGAACCAUAGCCCCCCAGUAACAGCCUCCCACCACCACGCCAGCACUCGGACAUUGAUACUAUCUACCACCCCCCCUACAUGAUCCUUCGUUCCUAAAUAGACCUAUCCCCCUGCCUUCCCUCCAACCCAUGCUUGCUUUACAUCCUUAUCCAAGACCAUAGGAACCAGCCGACCUCUUCUCCCAUGCGCUAAAGGGCCCCUUAUAGUUAUUAAAAGCCCUAUCCUGCACCUUCUCAUACUCUGCCCCUUACCCAUACAUUCAGCCAUGUGUUUAGGGAAAGGGAUUAAAUAGUUUGUUUGGGUUUUGUUGUAUAGGAUGGAUUAGUAUAGCAGAGAUGAUUGCCAGUUCAGCUUGAGUUCGCUCGCACAAGUUUCAAACAUUUUACAUGUUAAAUCCCUGCUUGAGUCCAUCACGGUUGAGUUCAGCAAACCCCAUCUUUUCUUUUCCACUGGUUGGGUUUGCUAAACUUGAAUGAGCUCAGUCUUUUGGAUGAAGCUUCAAUCACAACAGCUGCUGAGGAAUUUUGUAACAGUUUAGUUGAAUCCAGUUUGACUGACAUGGGACAUUACUGCCACAACAUGUGUCAUCAUGUGGUAAAGUCUCCUGUGAUGGGUGACUUAGGCCAAUAGUCUUAACCGCUGUGACAAAAUUACUGUUUCUAUUUCCUUUUUAGUCUUUACUUUGGCCAAUUCUAGGCAAACUAUAGUUUUUAAGGCUUACAUGUUAAUAUGUGUUCAGUUUAGCAUUCACCUCCCCCUGUCUUUAUAAUGGUUAUGGGUUCAGCGAUAAGUACAAUUUUCUCCUUAAUGAAAACGAAGGUCCUUUUUCAAAUAUGUUUUUAUUUCCCUGCCUUUGUCGUCAAUGUCUCCACAUAGAAGAGAUGUGAGGGACUCUUGUUUAAAAAAAUAUAUAAUAAUUUAAAUGCUAUGCUACCGAAAACCUGCUUCGAUGAUUGUAAUAAGAGAUUUGCCUCUGUGUGUACAGAUAUUGGACAAAUGAAAGGAAUAAUAAACUGACCUUGAACACUAUGAUAGGACAUGAUGAUGGAAUUGCACGUGUGUUGAAAGGGUCACUGAUGCGGGGUUGGUGGCCAGUUAGGACUGGGCGGGCAUCAUAGGCUGGGUCUGUCCAUCUCCCCCCCCCCCCCCUAGACCUGCCCUAGGGCUCCGGACAGAGCUCAUCUCUGGGUGGCAUCACACUUUUAGAAUAUUCAAUUUGUUUAAUAGAGGGUUAUUUACGCCUUUAUAAUGUGUGCUGACUUGUGUCCUCUUCCCUCUCGCUGUCCUCUUCCCUCUCGCUGUCCUCAACUGUUUAAAAUGUUAGUUGCCUUUUUAUGUCAGCAUUUUUGGCAGUUCAUCUUUAUUAUGUUUUCAUUCAAUGUAAUUUUGCUUAGUUGUACAAAUGUCCAUAUGCUAUACUUGUGCAUAAUGAAUAAGAAUGAUUCUAUGAUCAGUUUGAUUGAGGGUUUAAUAACAGAGGAAUGGUACAGUUAUCAACCCAAUGUUCCUCUGCAUUCUCCUGUGUUUGCCACUCAUUCUUCAUAUUUACAGCAGUAUUACAACCUUUUCUUGUAUUUAUGUUGGUAUUUUAUGAAUAAAAAAAAAUGUAAACGA
Oncorhynchus gorbuscha (pink salmon) is the source of this 2191-nucleotide messenger RNA. RefSeq names its product microtubule-associated proteins 1A/1B light chain 3B. The record is from RefSeq and is a predicted model, not a curated record. Lineage: Eukaryota; Metazoa; Chordata; Actinopteri; Salmoniformes; Salmonidae. Gene Ontology annotation, cellular component: autophagosome; autophagosome membrane; cytosol. Gene Ontology annotation, molecular function: ubiquitin protein ligase binding. The transcript has 4 exons. Gene Ontology annotation, biological process: autophagy of mitochondrion; cellular response to nitrogen starvation; macroautophagy. Bases 220 to 597 code for a protein of 125 amino acids.